AUUGUUAUUGUUCCUUGUGGUAUUACUGCAAAAACAACUGUACAAGAUAAAGAAACUCUUUUAUCUGCUGCCAAAUCUGUAUAUGAAUUAUUAACAAAGUCUAAUAAUAAACAAUUUCGUGUACGUUGUGAUGAUCGAGACAAUGUAUCACCUGGAUGGAAAUUUAAUCAUUGGGAAUUGAAAGGAGUUCCUAUACGUUUGGAAAUUGGUCCACAAGAAGUAGCUGAUAAGAAAGCUUGUUUAGUUCUACGAUAUAAUGGUGAAAGAAUAAAUGUACCAAUGAAUUCCCUGAUUGAUGAACUACCUCAUAUUCUAGAUGAUGUGCAUAAUGCAAUGUUUAAGAAAGCGACAAAGUCAUUAGCUAGUCAUGUUGUGCCUGUGAAUAAUAUGAGUGAAUUGUGUACAGCUUUGGAUCAAAAGUCACUUGGUUUAGCUCCAUUCUGCGGUGAUGGAGAUUGUGAAGAAAUGAUUAAACAUGAAUCUGCCCGGUAUGU
Schistosoma turkestanicum is the source of this 494-nucleotide messenger RNA. Lineage: Eukaryota; Metazoa; Platyhelminthes; Trematoda; Strigeidida; Schistosomatidae. The record is from the annotation of a GenBank genome assembly.